This is a messenger RNA of Pelobates fuscus (common spadefoot toad), 1390 nucleotides long. RefSeq names its product HAUS augmin like complex subunit 4 (gene HAUS4). The transcript is spliced from 10 exons. Bases 134 to 1195 code for a protein of 353 amino acids. Lineage: Eukaryota; Metazoa; Chordata; Amphibia; Anura; Pelobatidae. Gene Ontology annotation, molecular function: microtubule minus-end binding. Gene Ontology annotation, cellular component: HAUS complex. Gene Ontology annotation, biological process: centrosome cycle; spindle assembly. The record is from RefSeq and is a predicted model, not a curated record.
GAAGUUUUCGAUAGAUUUAUGACCCUCUUUGCGUGAUGUCACGUUCUCUGCAGAUAUUUGAACUCUUCCCGCGCCAUUGAUACUGGGAUCACACAGGGACUGUAAGAGAGUUGGGGGGAUCCUGACUGUGACAAUGUCUCGGACCGUGCAGUAUGUAAGCAACACUCUUUCAAUGAUCACAUUAGAUGAGGAGGAACUUCAGAAAAAUACACAAUUUAGCAAGCUUCUACUGGAAGUGUCUCAGAUGCUGGAACCAAGUGGGGCAAGUGCCAGUCUCGGCAAGGAGCUAGAAGAGGCACAAAGGGAAUUGCGAAUGCAGAGGAAAGUGUGGUUCAGGUCAGAAAUAAUCCACCGUCUUUUACAUGAAAUGCUGGUUGACUACCGGGUCAGGAAAGAUGAUGGCUCUCUAAGUGAAGAUGAAAUUAAAUUCCUUGAGUGGCUCAACCAGUCCAUGCUGGUAUCAGAGUGCUUGCGUAUGAUAUCAGCCAGCACGUUCUCUCCGCCAAACUCCGUAUCUCUUCUUGGUAUGGGAAAGAAAGAUCUGCUUGAUAGUCUUCCAUCAAAUACGAAUGUUUUUGGUAUGACAGAUCGGUUUCAGAGGCAACUUGAAGAAUCACUGAAAAAGAAAUGUUUCACGUUCCUGUCAUUUCAUCAGCCAGAGACAGAUGAAGAGGGUGAUGUCCUUCGUGCAGCAAAAGCUCUGCGUUUGGCUAGCACACUGGAGGAUGAGAGCAGACGUCUAAAAAAUGAGAAAGAGAAGCAGAUGGAUAUUGAAGCUACCCUAGGAAAACAACAAGAAAUGUACCCUCAAGUCUUGCUACGCUGCCUUUUGCUCAUGCAAGAGGCUGCCUCAGGGCUGCGCCUGCAAGCUCAGUCUGACAUUGAUCGUAUAAAUGCAGAGUACUUGGAGGCAAAAAGUAACGCAUUGUUCCUUAAACUUCGGAUGGAGGAGCUGCAGGUACUUACAGACACAUAUACCUCUGAAAAACUUGAAGUUCACAGAAAAAUCAGGGCCAGCCUGGAAGCAGCUGCGAAGACUGAGAAGCAUGAUUUAGCCAUGUCCCAACAGAUUCUAUCUUCAUAUGAGUUCCUGGGCCCUGAAUUUGAAGAGUUGGUGCAGGAAUACACUUGUCUGAGAGAUAAAAUUAAGGACAAUCGUUGGAUGCUCCAAGAACUCAGUAAAACUCUACCAUGAGGAACUUAUUUAACGAUCUGACAUUAUAAGAAGCAUUUAGUUCAGAAGGAAUGUAUCCCAAGCACUAUAUUACACAUCACUAAGAUACAACAUAACCAUUUUGCAUUGACCUUCCACAAGGUAGAAGAUGGCUGGUUUUAUUCAAUCUCUCUUGUUGAUUACUGGAGUUAGUUCUGCUUCGGUAUCUCAAAAUCU